AUGGAGAUGGAGCGCGAGAGGAGCAAGGGGGAGAGGCGCGAGGUGGAGCUCGCUCUCGCCGCGUCCGGCAUGGGCCGGNGUCUCCAGCAGCAACUGCGGCGCGCGCGUUCGAGAGAGGGCGCCGCGGAACGCCGCUCGGGCGGCGGAAGCCGCGGUGGCGGCGGUAGCCAGCGAGGGGGCAGACCGCCGCCGGGGCCAGGCCGCGGUGCGGACGGCGACGGGCGUGCCGAGAGAGAGCGGGCAGGGAGAGGCCCGGGGCACGCGCGUUCUGGCCACGGAAGAGAGCAGGCGUACGUUGUGUACUACGCCCACGAUGAUGGUGGCUACUAUGAAGACUACGGCGACUACGACGACGGCUACUACUACGAAGACGGCUACCACGACGCCGGGUACGCCCACUACGCCGGCGGUGGGGACAGCUACAGCUACCCCUCAGGGUACGAAGACAGACGUUCAUCGGACGGCGGCAUCCACUACGUGUACUACCCUCCUGCUGACGAAGAUUCGUCAUCCGAGCAGCAACGUCAGCCCCCCCCCCGCUAGCACCACCGCUUCCUCCUCGUCCUCUACUCCUUCUCCUGGCGCGCCUCCAUCUUCGGGCUACCUCCACCUCUGCACGGCACAAUCGGUGCCCCUAGGCAAGUCUCACCCUGACGAUUUUUUCAGUAGGAUAGGAGUGACGAUAGGAGUAGAGUCUGCUUCUAGUGCUUCGUCUUUGCUGAGUGUGAAAUCUAGUGAGGGGCCGCCUGGUAGCGAGAGAUGGGUAGCUGACUCAGGAGCCAGCAACAGUUUCACCAACNCAACAGUCUCACCAACAGCAGCCUACAUAUGUAUGACCUGCAAGAGAUCCCUGCCAGUAGGAAGUAUGUCAUUGUAGGUGAUGGUCGACUGCUAGAAGUGCAAGUCAUCGGUAGUAUUAAUCUUAGUUUCUUUCAGGAGGAUGAGAAUGGUGAAGAAACGACGAUGUGUGUGAAGCUCACUGACGUGUCUGUUGUAAAGAGCCUGAGUUUCAACUUGUUCUCAACGCAUGCUGUUUCUCUGAAGCAACCAAUCCUCUACGACGAACGUGGUGCAACCCUACAAAAUGGACUGCUCUUUGCUAGAGAAGAAUAAGCGUCUGCAGCGUAUGCCAUGCGGUUGCCGUAGGACCCACUUGCGAUUAUUGUAGACCCUGCUGCUUUGCCCGCAUUCGUGACUGCCCCCGAUUCC
Ectocarpus sp. CCAP 1310/34 is the source of this 1209-nucleotide messenger RNA. The record is from the annotation of a GenBank genome assembly. NCBI's taxonomy places the organism in Eukaryota, Phaeophyceae, Ectocarpales, Ectocarpaceae.